This is a messenger RNA of Oryzias melastigma (Indian medaka), 4864 nucleotides long. Its product is annotated as dehydrogenase/reductase SDR family member on chromosome X. The transcript has 7 exons. Bases 576 to 1445 code for a protein of 289 amino acids. Lineage: Eukaryota; Metazoa; Chordata; Actinopteri; Beloniformes; Adrianichthyidae. The record is from RefSeq and is a predicted model, not a curated record.
AGUCAUGGCGCGCGUGUGAGUUCAUCUUUCCACCGUGGCUUUGCCGCGCGCGCACAGGGAAGCACCUCUGCCAACAUCUGCAGCUCCUGCUCCCCGUGAACCCCUCUCCUUUAUUAGGGUUUCCAUCGAGAGCGGCAGGCAUCCCGCUCUAGCAAGGGAAGCCCCCACGCGUUGCGCGCCUGACUCGCCGGGGCUACACUUUCACGCACGGAAAGUGCAUUUGCGUGUGUGCUUGUGUGGCAGGGGGGGAGCAAGCCUGAGGCUCUGUCUUCAACAGUUGCCACCGAAGCGGCGGAGAGCGCAGGAGGAGAGCAGGAGAGACAACAGACUGAAGACGCGCAGCCCCACGCCGCUCUGCCCGGCUCUGCUCCUGACAUGCAGUCGCUCAUAUCUCCAGUGACCAAGGCCAUCCUAGUAGCUCUCUUCAUUUUCGCCAUCCUCCUCAUUCUGUAUGUGAUCCUGUGGUACAUAUGCAGAGACGUGGACUGUGACCACGGCAUUUGAGGAUUUCGUUGAAAAGGAGCGUAAAGGGAAUACCUUCAUGACGCGCAAAGAGCCAAACGGAGUCAUCCUUGAUGCCCAGACAAAAUGGCAAGGUUGCCAUAGUGACAGGAGGAGGCAGAGGAAUCGGCUAUGAGGUGGUCCGUCAGUUGGCCAGACUGGGGGCUCAUGUUAUAAUCGGCGGCAGGGAUGAGCAGGAGGGUUUUGCAGCUGUCCGACGGAUCUGUGAAGAGGACAAGGAGGCCAAAGUGGAGUUCAGAAAGCUGGACCUAGCCUCUGUGCUGUCAAUUCGUCAAUUUGCUCACAGCUUCAAGGAGAGGAAUCUGCCGCUCAAUAUUUUAGUUAAUAAUGCGGGUGUCAUGCUGGUUCCUGAGGGGCGCACCGACGAUGGAUACGAGCUGCACUUUGGCGUGAACUACUUAGGCCACUUCCUUCUAACCUGGCUACUUCUGGAUUUACUGAAGAGCUCCGGGGAGCACGGUGACGCUGCCCGUGUGGUUAACGUUUCAUCAUCAGCACACGGCAUUGGGAAGAUCAGACUAAAUUACAUAAAUAGCAGUUACCAGUAUUCAGCCCACGCUGCUUAUUGUCAGAGUAAAUUGGCCCAGGUGUUGUUCAGUUCUCACCUGCAUCAGGAGAUGCAGCGCGGCGGUUUCUGUGUGAGCUCUUGUGCUGUGGAUCCCGGCAUGGUCAACACUGCUCUCUACUGCCAUCUGUGGACGCCUCUCCGCAUGGCACAGCGGGUCAUUGCCCGCCUUCUUUUUAGGACUCCUGCAGAGGGUGCAGUGACUGUGCUGUCAGCCGCCUUAAGUGAGGACUGUAAAGGUGGCUACUGGACCAAUGGGCACCGUGAGAUGACAACAUCACCAGCCUUUGAUCCUGGACUUGAGCUGAACCUGUGGGAAGUCAGCAUGCAGUUGCUGGGACUUCAACGUGACCAGUAGGACUGAAGCUGACUAAAAUCACUCCAAAAAGACCCUUUGGACCAUCAGCCAGUUCUCCUUUUUUCCUAUUUUUUUCCAUUCAUCCACUCAGCACACCUACAGAUGUAACCUUUUGUUAUGACUUCUGUCAAAACAUUCUACUGGACUACGAUUGGUUUCUUGGGGAUGGAAGAUCUCUGCGUUUUGCUCCAGACUUCCCAAAGAAGGGCUACAGAAAGGCAUUUUUUGGGUUUCUCUUUUGCUUUUUUUUUUCUUGAGGGCUACCAACGCCUGAUAUAUGCACUCAUAUAACAAAGUUCUAGUAUUUUUGAAUCUACACUGUCAAAAGUCCUGAGCCUCUUAGUUAAAAAAUCUGUUUUAAGUUUCAAUUCAGUUUUAAUCCAAUUUUUCCCCCAGCUGAUUAUAGCAAUUAUAAAAACUUCUAAUGUGUGAACCACAUGACUUUGCCUUAGUGUUACAACACUAGAAAUGCUUAAUUUAAUGAGCUAAAUCUUGUUUUUAAAAUCCUAAAAUCAAUAUUGAAAUGAUUUUUAGCAACAGUUUAACUGUAAAAAUGAGUAUUUCUGUAUUUAUUUUUAUGUCUGUAUGCAAAAUAUUGCUUAAGUAUAAUCCUUGCGUUUGCAUCGAGACACAGAUUUGACCUAAACAGCUUUGCUGCUGUACGGAAUGUGCUGAAAAGAGCUUGUUCUACCACAUCAAUCCGGUGAUUCUUCAAUCACCUCGCCAUCCUGCCUCUUUUACUGAGAGCACUUUAUUUAUUUAGUCUCACAUUUUCUCUUGUGGUUCUUGUUGGAUCAUUGUUUAACCGACAGCAGUAACCAUGAAGAGAUAAAAAAAGUUUAAUAGCACUUAUCAUAGCUUAAAACCGUUCCCGUUUUCUCUUUCUGCCGCUCAGCUAAAGACAUUGCCUUGAAACAGGAGAAGACUCGAUUUGAAGGCCUAAUCUUUGAAUUAUUCUGCCUCUGUUUGAGAGGCAUCCGAUCAUUUAUUUGCACAUCGAAAGAAAUUCUUCAUAUUUGAGUCUUGUUUAUGCCGACGGACAUCAGACCAGUUGUGGAGAAGACAAAAAGAGACAACGCUUUUUUAAAAUUUAUUUCUUGUGUACAAACUGAUUGGAUUCUCAGUCCUGCUGCUGGUGCUGCUUCCUCAUUUGGCGCUGCUCCCAGUGCAUUGUGGGAUUGAGAUUUCCCCAGUUGUGUUCAUCUAACUCUGUGUGUGCUGCUGACAAACAGAUUUACUCAGAGCGGGCACAUUCAGUCAAGUCUGCAAACAAAAACACAGGAAAUGAACUCGUCUUUCUCCAUGCGCAGAUUUCCCACGCACACACCUAUGGGAUAACAACUGCGCCGCAACGCCAUCUCCACUGUGACGAAUGCAUUUCUGCUGUGAAGUGGGAAAGUUCAAUCUUAAGUUUGAGGUUUUUAAAUAAAAAAGAUUGCAGUUUCUGCAUUGAAAACUGCCACUGAGCAUCCAGCCUCCUGAAUAAUCCGCUGUUAUUGAAGCAAUACUAUCACUGUGGUAGCUGAUUUAGUAGGCAGUGCAGCGUUCAGAACAGAAGCAGACUGAAAGUGCGCCCAGAGUUACCCGCAUGUCGAGAGUUUGACAUUUUUCUGUCUGUGUAAAGAAAAUAUUUUUUAGUGUGCUUUGUUUUGUUGGAAGACGCUCACCAGGGUUCUUCGCCAGAGGCCUGUUGGAAAUGGGAAUGCAGCUUGCAGAAACUCCUUCAGAAAUCCUUGAGGUCAGAUUGAUUCUACUCCUCAUCUUCAAAUGAGUUGACAGCCUGAACUCAGAGGCUAAAAACAGUUCUGCUCGACUCUUAAUUCAGAAGCCUGUAGUUAUGAGAGUUUUUCUUGUUUGUUGAUGAAAGAUAUUGGACUAUAAAAAUCAAAGAAGAAAAUGUUAGUCCCUAAAAUAUGGAAGAUCUAAUGCUAGACUCGUUCUUCAUCUUGCAUUAUAUUUCUUCUAGAAAAAAAUAUUUAAAAAGAUGAAAAAGCCUUCAUACUAUCUAGUAUCUCAUGAUUAGCUCUUAAGAAAAACUUAAACUGAGCUGCAGUUAACAUAGAAAGUAUAAACUGUGGUAUAGAACCUCACAUUACAUUCCCAAAUUUGACGCAAACCAGCAAGAACCAAAUGUUGCUAUUCCUCAAAAGACCACUAGAGGUAGGUUUUUAUCUAAUCAUAAGAUUUUGUUUGGGUCCGCAGAGCUGAUUGUUGUCUGUGUGCUUCCAUGUUGAAGUGUGUGGUUCUCAAGCUGCUGGUAGAACAUCAAAACCCUGCUCAGACAAAUGUGCUUGCUCCUGCUAACACUAGCGAAAACACCAGCUUACUUACUGUUCCGCAACACUCAUGGAUCAACGUUCCGACUGGAAAAAUAGUCGAUUUUUUGAGAUCAGGAACACAAUACGUUCCCAAAGAGAGCACGUUCUUGUUGCAGGGGUGUCUACCUGAAGCCAUCCACACUCAACUUUUACAUUGCAAGCCUAGAAAACGAGCUGAAGCAGCUCCACUUACUGUCUUUGAAGAUGUCUUUGUGUGGGUUACUGUACACGAUCAUUUUACGGCAGCACACCAGUGGAGAUUUGUCCAGGCUGAAACUGCUUCUAUAGCCAUUCUUUUGAUUGACCUGGGAUUACAUUUAUAUUAAAUGUUCCAGUCCCAUGUCCUGCAAAAUCCCAAAUGUGUAUAAAUGUGAAAAAUAUGUAGAGCUAAUAUAUGUUUAUAGGGGUAACCAGAUAAACAGAGUCCUUACUGUGAUACAUUUAGAGGGGAAAAAUGUUUUUUUUUUGUAGCUGUUGUCCCAUCACACACUUUUAUUGAAUUUUUUGGAGUUCACGUGUUGGUUUGGCCUGUUUUUAGACUCAGGGGCCGCAGAUGAAGUGACGGGAUUGAUGUACAUUUGGGUUGGAAGUUGUUGAGAAACUCCAAUAUCCCGGAUAUUUCUUCUAAUGCAUGCGCUCCAUGUGGUUAUGGCUUUAGUUCACACAAACGGGAGCUCAACAAGUAUACCUUCAGAUCCACUGUAAGCAUUCAGUUUAUCAGGAACUCUGAGGAUUCAUCAACAGUGUACAAUGUUUUACUUCUUUAUCUCUUGUUGUCAAAACACACAUCUAACUGCUUUUGUUGUGCCUCAAAAGAAAUCUCCCCCAUGAAAACGUGACUGUGAAUUUUUUUCAUGUAGAACUCGUAGAAGCUGUGAUUCCAGUCUUGUCCCGUGCAUUGCCGUAUGUUUUUCCUCUCGUAAGACUGAUGAAAUUAAAAAGAAAAAAAAAAAAUCAGGAGCGAGUGUUUGAACGCCAGCGUCGAUGUUUAGCUAACGGAAAUUGAUGUCCAUAAUUUCUGUCGAUGGUUGUAACAUUCCAGCCGCAGCGAUGACCUUUUUCUAUUAUCCAAAGCCUCUCAAUAAACAUAUCAUUGUGCCA